Molecule: messenger RNA, 1469 nt
Organism: Capsella rubella
Lineage: Eukaryota; Viridiplantae; Streptophyta; Magnoliopsida; Brassicales; Brassicaceae
Exons: 4
Coding region: 56-1333 (425 amino acids)
Source: RefSeq, a predicted model, not a curated record
UUAAAAUUUUCCGGCGAUCUCGAAGUUCUUCUGGCCUUCUCAGUCAUCUUCACAAAUGAAUUCAGUUCAACGUUUCUCGUUGACAACACGGCGUGGGAGAAGGCUAAGCACCACCAUCGAGUCAUGUGUACGCCAUUUCUGCAGAGGACACGACGAAGGAGACUGGUUUUACUCGCCGGAAUGGUGGGAUCCUCACGACGGCGGCCACACAGUUUCACGAGCUGUCUCUGUUAAUGGAAACGGCGUCGUUUCAGUCGUCGCUCAUCCUUCUUCUCUCCCUAGUAGAGAUUCAUGGGGAGAAACUGAGAGAUGGUUAGAGAAAAGGUAUAUGGAAGUAAUGACUAGAGAUGGAGAAGAGAAGAAUGAGAUGUUUAAGAUACUUGGAUAUCAAUGGCGAUCGCUUCGGUUUAACGAUGAUACUCGACAAAGCACUGUUAAAGUCAUGGCUGCUUACAGAACAUUGCAACCUAGUUCUGUUUUCUAUAUGCAACAACCACAUUGUCUUGCUGUUCCAUAUCUGAAGAGCAUGGUGUCAGUUGGAUUGACAUCUCUUACAGCUUCUAAAUUUGAUAUGAAGAGUGUAGCUAUUGGGGAGAAACAAAUGCACAUAUUAUGCAUCGGUCACGGUGGUGGAAGUUUACCGUUGUUUUUAGCUAAACACAUUCUUGGUGCUGUUGUUGACAUAGUUGAGCUUGACCCGCUCGUUAUCUCAGAGUCGGUUCGAGCAAUGGGGUUUCCUGCAUUCUCUGUCAUGACAGAAACCGGGAAACGUGCGUUACAAUCUCCGGAAGUUAUUGACCAAGUGAUGUGGAGAGGCAUCCAUGAGAGACUCUUUCUCUACGAAUCAAAAGCUGAGGAGUUCAUUCUCAAGAACCAAUGUAACACUUAUGACAUGAUCUUUAUGGAUGCUUAUGAUGGAGCUGACAUCUUUCCUCAUACUCUAUGGGAUUCUGGUUCGGUGUUUAUGAAAGCUCUGAGCAAAGUACUUCACCAUGAGCAUGGGACUAUGGUGGUGAAUCUUCACUCUGAUGCAGAUAUCUCUGACAUAGACAGAUCAAACGAAGGUGUGACAACGGGGAAGUAUGUUAGGAAGGUUGGUAGAGCUUAUAAAAAGGGUUUAAUGGAGAAUGAGAAGAAUGGGAUGGUGUUUGCUUGUGAUGUGCCAUGGCUAUGUAAUGUAUCUCUGGUGGUGAGUAGAGGGAUGAGCAAAGAAGGAAGACUUAAUGGUAAAGUCAUGAACAGUCUUAUGAAGACUUCACUAGAAGUUGACCAAAUCCUGCGUUUGCCUUUCUCUUGCUUGGAUUAUUUGAAAACUGGUCUUGCCAUUAUAUAACUUGAUCUCAGGAUUUGAGUUAUGUCUCUUAAUUAUGUUUUGUCCGUAGAAAAGAGAGAUAUGUAGCAAACACGAAAGACAAUAUGGUUUAGUUGUCUUGCAUUUGGGAUUGCAAUAGAAAUGUGUUGUGAUUCCA